This is a messenger RNA of Chrysoperla carnea, 3583 nucleotides long. RefSeq names its product DNA-directed RNA polymerase III subunit RPC2 (gene RpIII128). NCBI's taxonomy places the organism in Eukaryota, Metazoa, Arthropoda, Insecta, Neuroptera, Chrysopidae. Gene Ontology annotation, biological process: DNA-templated transcription. Gene Ontology annotation, cellular component: RNA polymerase III complex. The transcript is spliced from 10 exons. Gene Ontology annotation, molecular function: ribonucleoside binding; DNA-directed RNA polymerase activity; DNA binding. The record is from RefSeq and is a predicted model, not a curated record. Bases 134 to 3541 code for a protein of 1135 amino acids.
AGGAAAUUCAGUUUCAAAAGUUAAGAAAAUUAACUAUAAAUAAUCUUAAUAUGUGAUAAUUCUUAUAAAUAUUAUUAAAUAUUUUCACGAAGAUUAAUUUAAGUUAGAUUAGGAAAUUUAUUUUUGAAAAUAAAUGCGGCAAAUCAAUGAUAAAAUGGAAAACCAUUGGGGUGAUCCGAAAAAUUAUAAGAAUCCGAUAAAAAAUAUUGAAGAAAAAUGGAAAUUGGUUCCAGCAUUUUUAAAAGUGCGUGGAUUAAUUAAACCGCAUAUUGAUUCGUUUAAUUAUUUCAUAAAUGUUGAAAUAAAGAAAAUCGUUGAAGCAAAUAAUAAAAUUCAAAGUGAUGCAGACCCUUUGUUCUAUGUUAAGUACUUGGAUGUUCAAGUUGGUAAACCCGAUAUGGAAGAAGGUUUCGAUACAACACGUAAAGUGACCCCACACGAAUGUCGCUUACGUGACAUGACCUAUGCAGCACCAAUUACCGUUAAUAUCGAAUACACCCGUGGUACACAACGUGUUAUUCGUAAUGGUUUAGUUAUCGGUCGUAUGCCAAUUAUGUUACGUUCAUCGAAUUGUAUUCUAACGAAUAAAACCGAACAUGAGCUGGGUAAAUUAAAAGAAUGUCCGUUAGAUCCGGGCGGAUAUUUUAUUGUAAAGGGACAAGAGAAGGUGAUUUUAAUACAGGAGCAAGUACCACGGAAUCGUAUGAUCACCGAAGAGAUUGAUGGGGAAAUUCAUUGUUCCGUGAAUAGUUCAACGCAUGAGCGUAAAUCACGUACAACGGUGUUUUCGAAGAAUAAAAAGUAUUUUGUUGGGCAUAAUACUUUUACAGAUCCGGUACCAAUAUCAAUAAUAUUCCGUGCCAUGGGUAUUACAACCGAUCAAGAAAUCAUCUCGCUAAUCGGUACCGAUGAAGAAACUCGUAUCAAAUAUAUGCCAACAAUGGAACAUUGUAUUGAUUUAAAUAUUUAUACACAAAAUCAAGCGUUUGCAUAUUUAGGUACAAAACUAGUACCAAAACGUUAUUUAACUGCUUCGUCCAAAACGAAGACACCGAUUGAUGAUGCCCGUGAUGUAAUUAGUACAACAAUUCUAUCACAUAUUCCAGCAGAAAAUUUUAAUUAUCGUUUAAAAGCGAUUUAUUUAGCUCUGAUGCUUCGUCGCGUAAUGUGUGGCCAAGUGAAUAAAAAAAUGAUCGAUGAUCGUGAUUAUUAUGGUAAUAAACGUUUAGAAUUAUCUGGAAUGUUGUUAUCGUUAAUGUUUGAAGAUGUUUUUAAACGUUUCAAUUUUGAAAUUAAAGCCAUGGCUGAUAAAUUAAUACCAAAAGUUCGUGCCACACAAUUUGAUGUUGUGAAAUAUAUGAGACCAGCUUUAAUUACACAAACACUUGUGUUUGCUAUAUCAACGGGUAAUUGGACAAUAAAACGUUUUCGAAUGGAACGUAAAGGUGUAUCUCAAGUUUUGUCACGUUUAAGUUAUAUAUCAGCUUUAGGUAUGAUUACUCGAGUCAAUUCACAAUUUGAAAAGUCUCGUAAAGUAUCUGGACCACGAUCGUUACAACCAUCACAAUUUGGUAUGCUUUGUCCAUCAGAUACACCUGAAGGAGAGGCAUGUGGUUUAGUAAAAAAUCUUGCAUUAAUGGCGCACAUCACAACCGAAUCGGAUGAAGCACCAAUUAUAAAAUUUAUUUAUAAUAUCGGUGUACAAGAUGUUAAAUUAUUAGGCGGUGAAGAUAUUUAUAAUGAUGAAACAUUCUUAGUCUUUUUAAAUGGUGGUAUCUUAGGUGUUGUGAAAAAUUAUCGUCAUUUAAUACGUGUUGUACGAUUAAUUCGACGUAUGGGUAAAAUAUCACCAUUUGUAUCGAUUUAUCCGAAUUUAUUACAUCAAUGUGUUUAUAUAUCAUCGGAUGGGGGACGAUUAUGUCGUCCAUAUAUUAUUGUUGAAAAUGGACAACCGUUGGUCACAGCGAAACAUAUUGAUGAGUUAAAACGUGGUGUACGAAAGUUUAAUGAUUUUUUGGAUGAUGGUUUAAUCGAAUAUCUGGACGUAAAUGAAGAAAGUGAUGCUUUAAUCGCAUGCGCUGAAACUGACAUAGAAAAAGACACAAGUCAUCUGGAAAUAGCACCUUUUACACUGUUGGGUGUUUGUGCUGGUAUUAUACCAUACCCACAUCAUAAUCAAUCACCACGAAACACGUACCAAUGCGCUAUGGGUAAACAAGCGAUGGGUGUCGUUGGAUACAAUCAACAACAUCGCAUGGAUACUCUCAUGUACAAUGCAUUGUAUCCGCAAGCUCCAAUGUGUAAAACAAAACCAAUCGAAAUGAUUGGCUACGAUAAAUUACCCGCCGGACAAAAUGCAACCGUGGCUGUAAUGAGUUAUAGUGGUUACGAUAUUGAAGACGCAUUAAUUAUAAAUAAAGCGUCAAUUGAUCGUGGUUUUGGACGAUGUUUAGUUUUCCGUACGGAAAAAUGUACAUUACGUCGAUACGCCAAUCAAACGUUUGAUAAAAUCCAAGGUCCAUUAUUAGAUCCAAAUACGAAGAAACCAAUAUGGACCCAUGAUAAUUUAGAUUUGGAUGGUAUUAUUUCACCGGGUGAAAAAGUUGAACAAUAUCAGGUUCUAGUCAAUAAAUCAAUGCCAACGAUCAGUGUAAAUCCGGGAAAUGCAACCGGACAACAGCAAGUCGAAUAUAAGGAUGUGCCAAGUACAUAUCGAAAUAAAAUACCGAGUUAUAUUGAUGAUAUUAUGAUAGCGGCCGAUGAGGAUGAUGCUGCGUUAAUUAAAAUACGAACACGUCAAACACGUAUUCCACAGAUUGGUGAUAAGUUUAGUUCGAGGCAUGGUCAGAAAGGUGUUAUCGGUUUGGUUGUUGAACAAGAAGAUAUGCCAUUUAAUGAUUAUGGAAUAUGUCCGGAUAUUAUCAUGAAUCCGCAUGGAUAUCCAUCACGGAUGACUGUUGGUAAAUUGUUGGAAUUACUUUCUGGAAAAGCUGGUCUAGUGGAGGGUAAAUUCCAUUACGGUACAGCAUUUGAAGGUUCGACCGUUGAAGAAGUAAGUGAAGAAUUAGCCGCACAUGGUUUUAACUAUUUGGGAAAAGAUUUCUUCUAUUCGGGUAUAACUGGUGAACCGCUCGAAGCAUACAUUUAUUCUGGGCCAAUUUACUAUCAACGUUUAAAACAUAUGGUCCAAGAUAAAAUGCAUGCACGUGCCCGUGGUCCACGCGAUGUAAUGACACGACAACCGACAGAAGGUCGAAGUCGUGACGGUGGUUUACGUUUAGGUGAAAUGGAACGUGAUUGUUUAAUUGGACACGGGGCCAGUAUGAUGUUAGUAGAACGAUUAAUGACGUCCAGUGAUGAAUGUACGGUGGAUAUAUGUAAUGUAUGCGGUCAUAUUGGUUACGAUGGUUACUGUCACUCGUGUAGGAAUUCGAAUAGUGUGAGUCGUGUUAAAAUGCCGUACGCUUUUAAGUUAUUGUUAACGGAGCUACAGGCUAUGAAUAUCACACCAUGGUUAACAUUAACCAAACAUAAUCGAUAAAGUUUUUCCAUUUUUUGUUAAAUUGUUUCAUUUUCUAGAAUU